Molecule: messenger RNA, 4444 nt
Organism: Jaminaea rosea
Lineage: Eukaryota; Fungi; Basidiomycota; Exobasidiomycetes; Microstromatales
Product: IKI3-domain-containing protein
Exons: 1
Coding region: 24-4337 (1437 amino acids)
Biological process (GO): tRNA wobble base 5-methoxycarbonylmethyl-2-thiouridinylation
Cellular component (GO): elongator holoenzyme complex; cytosol
Molecular function (GO): tRNA binding
Source: RefSeq, a predicted model, not a curated record
CCUUGCUCCCUUAAUCGCAAAGCAUGAGGGACCUUCGCUGCAUACAACGAGCGGAGCAUGCGCUUACACACAGCCAUGCGACGGCGCUCACGAGCCAUAGCAAGGUGGCAUACCUCGUCUCCCACACUAGACCGUCACCUGAUGGCCAGUGCACCUUCGACAUCGAAUCCAUCGACAUCGAAACUGGCGCCAGCAAGCACAUUCUUAACAUCGAUCUCGUCGCCUCGUCAGACACGUCUUCGUCACCGCAAUCUCAAGUGCGCUCUCUCGUGUACCUAUCCGAUGGCGGCUCAGCAGCAGGAGAUGAAGCAGCGCUCUGCCUCAUCACAGCGGGGGGAGACAUCCUCCUCAUUCCACUCGGCACCAGCGAUGAUGAUACCGAAGACCCUGAUGGCUCACCAGCACCGCCAGCGCAGAUUAUGGGAUCCGUAGAGCAAGGCAUCCUUGCCGCCUCCUGGAGCCCGGACGAAGAGUCAGUCAUUCUCAUCGUGGCAGAUGAGGACGCCCCUUCGAGUUCGUCUGCGGCGGGAGCGCGAGAGAAGCUCCUCGUCAUGAGCAGAGACUUUGAGGUGCUCGAGGAGAGGCUGAUACGUGAGCAGGGUAGGGGUGAGGAGCCCGUCAAUGUAGGAUGGGGAUCCAAGGCAACACAAUUUCAUGGAUCAGCAGGAAAGGGAGCCGCUGCCGCUGCUGCCGCCGCCGCCAAUGCCUCCUCAGACUCUUCAGCUACUCAGCAGCUCCGCCCCCUCGAUGAUGAUGAUGGCCUUCCCCACAUCUCCUGGCGCGAAGACUGCGCCUACUUCGUCGUGUCUUCUCUCGAGCCAGUCUCAGGCCGUGGAUCGCGUCGCCUUAUCCGAACAUUUGAGCGGUCCGGUCAGCUGAGUGCCCUAAGCGACGAGGGAGAGAAGGGGCUGAGCCACAUUGUGGCCAUCAAGCCUGUGGGGAACAUCAUUGCCACUUCGCAGCGCUUCUCUGCGGGUGCCGAGGGCGAGGACGAUUCAUUUGCUCGCGGAAGGGAGGGUCGACACGAUAUUGUCUUCUUUGAGCGUAAUGGGUUGAGGAGGGGAGGCUUCUCGCUCAGGGAAGAGUCGGGUGCUGCACUUGAUGGCAAGGAGGGAGGAAUCACUGAGCCGCCCUUGAUGGACAAAGAAGCUAAGGGCAGGCUCGAUCAGCAAGCUUCGUGGUCUCGCCCACACAAGAUCGUCGAGCUUCAGUGGAACGCUGACGGGAGCUGUCUCGCCGUCUGGCUUCGGCGCGAGGAUGGAAGCGACGCGGUGCAGCUGUGGACCAUGGCUAAUUGGCACUGGUACCUCAAGCAAGAGCUUACGCAGGAAGACGCACUGCUACGCUCGAUGCAAUGGGGUCGUCAAGAGGACACCCAGCUCAUCCUGCUCUGGCGUCAUCACGAAGCAGGCACCGGCUCGCUUCUGCAAUCGUGGCAAUUCCACUCAACAACGUACGCACAACGCAUAGCAGACAAGACAGCCACUUCCUCCGCGGUAGCGGUCACGGACGGAGGAGCACAGAGGCUCACCUUCUUCGACCAGCAGACCGUCCCGCCGCCCAUGUGCAGCUUGGUCCUUCCGACGACCAAAUCGGCCGUCUGGCGGUCGGUGCUUGACUUGGAGCAGUGGAUGGAGGACGGCGAUGCAAUGGGCGGCUUCACACCAAGAGACAAGGCGUGGGCUGAGAGGAGUGUGGGCAAGAAGCUCGUCAACGUGCUCGCAUUGCUACAUCCUGACGGCAAGCGCGUCUUCACGUAUGCCAUUGUCUGGGCGUCAAGGAAGGCAAAGCCAGUCGUCAGCUGCAUGGUCGUCGUCGAGGGUCAAUUGCAAGGUCACCAGGUCGCCAUCAACAUCGACGCUGCAUGUACGCGUUUGGAUGUCUGUGUGCUGGGCAGCGGGACGACGUGGCAUCGAUCCGCUGCUCUUCGGCUUCAAGCUGAGUCGCAUCAGCUGAAGAUGGAAGGCGAAAGCUCUCUUGCAUCGGUCUCUCUUCCUCAGCGUUCCGCCGUUCUUGCCGUAGAUCCAAGUCGCUCAGGCAAGGACGCUUUCGUCCUCCACACCAGCACUGGCGCGAUCGAGCCGGCACUGGCUGCGCAAGAGGAUCGUCUGCCCCUUGCGGACCUAGGCACCUUCUGCCCGUCAUUGCAAGUGCAAGCCACCUCGGACUUACAGCCCCUCUUCAUUGGCCUCUCCCCCUCCAAUACCCUCCUCUGCAGCGUUGAGAAUGCUGUCACCCCCUCCAAGUUGGCGCACGACGCCACGUCUUUCACCCUCUCCCCGCCCUUCCUGAUCUGGACCAACACAAGUCACGAGGCCCGUUUCCUCCCUCUCGACUCCCUCACCACCUCCCCCUCUGAAUCUCUAGACCGUCGCGUAGAGCGCGGCUCACGUAUCGUCGUGUCUUGCCCUCGUCAGAUGGCUCUCGUCCUUCAGAUGCCGCGAGGUAAUCUGGAGCGCGUCUUUCCUCGCUGCAUGGUGCUCGACAGGGUACGCUCCGAGCUCGACCGCGGGCGCUACCGCCAGGCAUUGCUGCACUGCCGCUCCCAUCGGAUCGACCUCAACUUUCUGUACGAUCACAACCCGGCCAAGUUUAUCAGCGACGUUGAGCAUUUCGUGGACCAGGUGGAUGAGACGGAUCUACUGAAUCUCUUCCUCUCGGGCCUCAAGCACGUUGCUCCCGAAGCGACGAACGCGAUUUGCUCUGCCUUCAUCUCAGAGCUCACAAAGAGGGGGAAGAAGCACCUCCACUCUAUCCUGACCGCGCACGUCAAGAAGCUUCCCGCGGACUACGAAGCCGCUCUGGCCCUCGUGCGAGACCAGGACCAGCAUGCGGCCUCCGAGGCUUUGGAAUAUGUCAUCUUUCUCGCGCCACUGGACUCGCUCUUCGACGUGGCACUGGGCAUGUACGACCUCACGCUUGCGCUCAUGGUCGCGCAGCACAGUAAAAAGAAGGACCCAAGGGAGUACCUGCCCUUCCUGCGAGAGCUGAGGGAAGUCAAGCCCCUCGAGAGGCAGAGGUACCGUAUAGACGACCACCUCCGACGUUACGGCAAAGCGCUCCGCUGGCUGGCACAGUGCAAUGAUGCGGAGGACGAGGCUAUGGAAUAUACCUUCACACAUCGCCUCUUCGCUGAAGCCUUUGAGAUCUGGCAAGGCGAGCCCAAGAAGUGGCGACGCGCCCAAGGCUUGUACGGGGAGUACCUUCUCGGAAGGCAAAAGUGGUCCGACGCUGGGCUUGCCUUCCAGCUUGCAGGGGACGUCAACAGAGCGCUGGAUGCUUUCCAGUCUGCAGGGGCCUGGCACGACUGCUUUGCUCUGGCGGCAGUGCAUGCCCCGCAGUCUAUUCCGCAGCUAGCGACGAGCAUGGCCGAGAGAUUGGAAGACACGGCCCGAUACUCCGAAGCGGCAAGGGUCAAGCUCGAGUACGGGCGCGAUGUAGAAGGAGCGCUGGACAGCUUUGCGCGCGCGCACGACAUUACGGAGUGUCGGCGCGUCUGCGCAAGGUACGGUCGCAUGGAUCUGGUGGAGACGCACGUCAAGCCGGCGGCACUGCAUUCCCAGUCUGUGAUCAUGGAUGACAUAGCUGAGAUGAGUGAGCAGAUGUCCAAGCAGGUUGCUCGCCUCGCUGAGCUGAGGCAGAGGAGCGAGGAGCAGCCGGGCGUCUUCUAUGGAGAUGGUGACGACGGCCCCGCUGGAGCAGCGGCGGACAUUGACGUCCAGUCGGACACGUCUACGCAGCUCACCCGCUUUACGCGCUAUACAAAGGCACCUACGCACGCGGGCACCCUCUCUUCGCUCUCAGCCACCUCGCAGGGAGAUGGCAGCAGUAAGAAAGGCAAGAAGCAGAAGAAGAAGGACGCAAUGGCAAAGGCAUCGGGUAAGAAGGGCAGCGUCUACGAGGAGGACUACCUCUACGAGUCGUUGCGCAAACUGCUGAACGAGAGGCUCGGAGCAGUCCAAGACGAUGCUGCCCGCUUAAUUCCAAACCUGGUGGUUCUUGGCCCCUCCCACCGGCUUGCGGCUCACGCCCUGCAGCAGGCGCUGGACCGCUUCGAGGAGCAGGCGCACGCGGCAAGCAAGGAGCUGUACGAUGUCGCUGUUCAAGUAGGUGUGAAGGCGGACGAGGCGCGCAUCGCCGCUCUGACCAACGCUUCGGGCGUUGCGGCGACGGGAGCCACACUCGACUUGCUGGCCGGGACGACACGAUUGGAUCAGGCGGCGCAGCGUACGCGGAUUGAAGUGGCGCAGCGCAAAUGGAGGAGCGAGAUGCUGGGCACCAUGAUGGGCGGUACGGCCGCGGCAGUCAGUAGCAACAAUGGCGUCGCAGGGCGAUGAGAGCAGGCCCGGCGUGAUCGUCUCAUCGCCACCUUGUCGACGUUGCUGUCUCUGCUCUCUAUACGCCCGUGCCUGCCAUUUUCGCCAAUGCAAUCCUGUACUCUAGC